Messenger RNA from Sphenostylis stenocarpa, 1770 nucleotides. The record is from the annotation of a GenBank genome assembly. NCBI's taxonomy places the organism in Eukaryota, Viridiplantae, Streptophyta, Magnoliopsida, Fabales, Fabaceae.
AUGGGACAUAUAGCUACUCUGCAAAACAAUAUUUUCAGCUCCCAUUCUUUGAAUGGUCUGCUUGGUUGUAACAAAAAAGAGAGCUGUAUUUUGGGUGCUAGUUCUGCUUUGGAUCAUAGUUCAAGAAAAAAACCGCCUACCCUACACCGAAUUUAUUUUGGUGAUUACUUUUGUACAACUAAAUAUUCUUUUUCAUGGAAAGGAUUGCAGAGUAGAAGUUUUCAGGGAAGUGUGUUAGUUGAUAGAGAUAUUGAAGUUGACCAUGAAGGUCCCGGCUCAGAAAGUGAUUAUGUUGGUGUAAGGAGAAAUUCCAGGGAACUAAUGGAUUCAAACAAUUCUAGAAACUCUCAAGUUCUGUCACCAGAGGCACCAUUUGUUGAAAACGAUGAAAUGGCCAACAAUAAGAUUCUUCAGAGGCUCUGUAGUCUGGGAAAGUUAACAGUUGCGGCAAGGUUGAUUGAUGUCAUGGCGAGGAAAAGUCAAAUUCCACAUUUCCCUUCUUGCACGAAUUUGAUCCGAGGUCUUAUUAGAAAAGGUUUUGUAGGUGAAGCUUGCAAAAUAAUGAACAAAAUGAUAAUGUCUGGUGGCAUUCCUGACACGAUUACAUACAACAUGGUUAUUGGUGGCCUGUGUAAAAAAGGUCAUUUAAGAUCUGCCCUUGAUCUGGUAGAAGAUAUGAGCUCGAGUGGUUGCUCCCCAGAUGUGGUUACUUAUAAUACAAUAAUUCGCGGCCUAUUUGAUAAGGGGAAUUAUCAUCAAGCAGUUAGUUUCUGGAGAGACCAAUUGAAAAAAGGCUGCCCUCCUUAUCUGAUUACCUAUACGGUGCUUAUCGAGCUGGUUUGCAAAUAUUGUGGGGCUGAUCGAGCCCUAGAAGUACUGGAAGAUUUGGCAAUGGAAGGCUGUUAUCCUGAUAUCAUUACAUAUAACUCUCUUGUAAAUUUGACUUCCAAACAAGGGAAAUAUGAGGAUACUGCUUUGGUUAUAUCAAAUCUUCUAUCCCAUGGAAUGCAGCCCAAUGCUGUGACAUACAAUACGCUUAUCCACUCUCUCAUUAAUCAUCAAUAUUGGAAUGAAGUUGAUGAUGUUGUGAAGAUUAUGAAUGAGACUUCCCGUCCUCUUACACAGAUUACGUACAAUAUUCUUCUAAAUGGAUUUUGUAAAUCUGGCCUUUUGGAUCGUGCCAUAAGCUUCUACAGCACAAUGGUUGCUGGUAACUGUUCGCCAGACAUUAUAACAUACAAUACUCUUAUAAGUGGUUUGUGCAAGGAGGGAUUUAUAGAUGAGGGCAUCCAAUUAAUUAACCUAUUGGAAGGUACUAGCUGUUCUCCUGGGUUAGUCACCUAUAAUAUUUUAAUCGAUUGGUUGGCUAGAUUGAGAUCUAUGGACUCAGCAAAAGAAUUGUAUGAUGAAAUGGUAGAAAAGGGAAUCAUUCCUGAUGAAAUUACACACAGUAGUUUAAUUUGGGGGUUUUGCGGGGCAGAUCGAUUUGAAGAAGCAACAGAGCUGCUAAAGGAGAUGUGUAGGAAAGAACAAAGGAUUAAAGUUACUGUUUAUAGAUGUGUAAUCCUUGGAUUAUGCAGACAAAAGAAGGUUGGUAUUGCAAUUCAAGUUCUAGAUUUGAUGGUGAAAAGUCAAUGCAAUCCAGAUGAGAAGAUAUAUUCUGCUGUAAUCAAAACUGUUGCUGAUGGGGGUAUGCUAAGAGAGGCUAAUGAUUUGCAUCAGACAUUGAUCAAAUGGAAUAUUCUGAAAAAAGAAAUCACGUUGAAUUAG